Messenger RNA from Trypanosoma rangeli, 360 nucleotides. RefSeq lists its product as uncharacterized. The annotation marks the transcript as partial. Lineage: Eukaryota; Euglenozoa; Kinetoplastea; Trypanosomatida; Trypanosomatidae. The transcript has a single exon. The record is from RefSeq and is a predicted model, not a curated record.
AUGAGACAGAGCAACACCGGAGGUCACCGCCUGCCUGUCACCCGCGUCUGUGCCUCACGGUUUCUGGGACAAAUCCCGCUGCAGCGACGCAAACGAUGCCGCAGCUGCAAAAGCCGCCUGCUGUGGAUGCUGCGGAUGCUGCGGCAACGCAGUACGCUUCUUACCAUUACCGCCAACAGCCUUGUUCACGCUGCUCCACUUUUCGGCCUGAUGACGCAUCUGAAGCAAUCUUUGUCGCCUUGCUGCGCCACCACCAACCACACCACUUCAGCCCAAAAACCGAGGUGUCUGCGCUCCGUUACGCUUUUUUUUUACCACGAACACUCACCAAACCAUAGGAAUAAAAUAAAAAUCAGAGAA